GGGCCCGGGGCAUGGAGAGCCUGCUGGAGAACCCGGUGCGCGCCGUGCUCUACCUGAAGGAGCUCACCGCUAUCGUGCAGAACCAGCAGAGCCUCAUCCACACCCAGCGCCAGCGCAUCGACGAGCUGGAGCGGCGCCUGGACGAGCUGAGCGCCGAGAACCGCAGCCUCCGCCAGCAGCACCCGGCUCCCGCCGCCGAGCUCCAGCCGCGCCCGCCGGCUCCCCCCGCGCCCGCCCCCGAGCCGCUUCAGCACCCCCAACAGCUCCCGGCGCCGCAGCCGCUCCAGGGCAGGCAGGCUCAGCAGGGCCCCAGCGGCGGCGGCAGCAGCAGCCGGGCUCCCGCUCACCAGCACCCCCCGCUCCAGCCCCAUCAGCACCCCCCGGAGAAAGACAGCAGGGAGAGGGGCUGCUGCACCACCCUCCUCCAGCACAAACCCGCCCCGGCCAUCGGCAAAGGCGCCCUGAGCAGGAGACCAGAGUAA
Messenger RNA from Gopherus flavomarginatus (Mexican gopher tortoise), 482 nucleotides. Its product is annotated as IQ motif and SEC7 domain-containing protein 3-like. The coding region runs from base 12 to 482 and encodes 156 amino acids. The record is from RefSeq and is a predicted model, not a curated record. The transcript has a single exon. NCBI's taxonomy places the organism in Eukaryota, Metazoa, Chordata, Testudines, Testudinidae.